UCACUUGGAUGCCAGUUUGCUUGCCAACAAAAACAACCAAGGAUGUCGAAGUACCCUGCAUAACAUCUGGGUUAUUUGGGAAAACAUCAGACAAUGAAGGUGACAAAUCAAAGAGGAGACUGAAGUUAAUUCGAGCCAAGACUUUGGAUAACGAGGAAUGCAAAAGGAGUUCAGUUUUCAUGUCAAUUUACCUGAAGCCGAGCAUGAUUUGCAUUGGCGGCGAAAUUGGCCGAGAAACAAUUUGUUCGGGAAAUUCUGGUGGACCCCUGGUGACACAAGAAUCUGGAAGAUACGUGCAGAUUGGCAUCACUUCAUUCGGCGGGACGGAAUUUUGCGAAAUGUCUGGGAUCAUCACUUGGACGCCAGUUUGCUUGCCGACGAAGACAACCGAGGAUGUUGAAGUGCCCUGCAUAACGUCUGGGUUCGGGAAAACAUCAGACGAUGAAGGUGACAAAUCAGAGAAGAGACUCAAGUUUAUUCGAACCAAGACUUUGGAUAAUGAGGAA
Messenger RNA from Notodromas monacha, 506 nucleotides. Lineage: Eukaryota; Metazoa; Arthropoda; Ostracoda; Podocopida; Cyprididae. The record is from the annotation of a GenBank genome assembly.